AUGAUGCCCGCUCCAGGAGAAGUUGGCGAGGAUGGAGAGGUGCGUCUGGCUGCGGGGCCCAACCCCUGCUCUGGCAGAGUGGAGUUGUUCUACCAGAGCCGGUGGGGGACGGUGUGUGAUGACCUCUGGGAUCUGCAAGAUGCCCAGGUGGUGUGUAGACAGCUGGGCUGUGGCCCUGCCCUGUCAGCCCCCAGCAGUGCCAGCUUUGGCCAGGGCAGCGGGCCCAUCUGGCUGGACGAUGUCAGGUGCUCAGGGUCAGAGGCCACCCUGGCAGCGUGCCCCCACCUGCCCUUCGGCUCCCACAACUGUAAUCAUGGUAAAGAUGCCGGAGUAGUCUGUGACGGUAAGCUGGGUUUCCAAUUUCAAAGCUAUUGCUCCCACUACAACUACAACCACCACCCCUCCUACCACAACCACCACCUCCAGACCCACCACAACCACCACCCCUCCUACCAGAAACACCCUCUCCAUACUCAUCACAAACACCGCCCCUCCUACCACAACAACCACCUCCAGAUCCACCACCCCUACUACCACAACCACCACCUCCAGACCCACUACAACCACCACCCCUACUACCACAACCACCACCUCCAGACCCACUACAACCACCACCCCUACUACCACAACCACCACCUCCAGACCCACUACAACCACCACCCCUACUACCACAACCACCACCUCCAGACCCACUACAACCACCACCCCUACUACCACAACCACCACCUCCAGACCCACUACAACCACCACCCCUACUACCACAACCACCACCUCCAGACCCACUACAACCACCACCCCUACUACCACAACCACCACCUCCAGACCCACUACAACCACCACCCCUACUACCACAACCACCACCUCCAGACCCACUACAACCACCACCCCUACUACCACAACCACCACCUCCAGACCCACUACAACCACCACCCCUACUACCACAACCACCACCUCCAGACCCACUACAACCACCACCCCUACUACCACAACCACCACCUCCAGACCCACUACAACCACCACCCCUACUACCACAACCACCACCUCCAGACCCACUACAACCACCACCCCUACUACCACAACCACCACCUCCAGACCCACUACAACCACCACCCCUACUACCACAACCACCACCUCCAGACCCACUACAACCACCACCCCUACUACCACAACCACCACCUCCAGACCCACUACAACCACCACCCCUACUACCACAACCACCACCUCCAGACCCACUACAACCACCACCCCUACUACCACAACCACCACCUCCAGACCCACUACAACCACCACCCCUACUACCACAACCACCACCUCCAGACCCACUACAACCACCACCCCUCCUACCACAACAACCACCUCCAGAUCCACCACAUCCACCACCCCUCUUCCUUCAACAACCACCACCCCCAGACUUACCACCCCUCCUACCACAACUACCACCCCUCUUCCUACAACAACCACCCGAUCCCGGCCAAAUCCGGGCCUGUGAGGUCCCUACGGCUCGUAGUCUGGUCCAGUGGAGAGGUGACCUAAACCCCUCAGCACGUCGUCCAUCCCUUUCCCCCGAACAUUAAAUAAAUGCCCCUCUGGACUAACCAGCCUCACUCAACGAGGCUGGUUAGCCCAGCUGGUUAGCCCAGCUGGUUAGCCCAGCUGGUUAGCUCAGCUGGUUAGCCCAGAGGGUCAACCUCUGUGUUCCACUAGCCAUAGUCGUUACUGUUACUAUCCUAAAACAAUACACUAAUACGUCCCUUUUGUAAGCCAUCUAGACUUCAUAAUUGUAAAAUGAAGUGAAGUAGAACUUUAUAUAAUGCAUAACUAUUCAUCAAUCCAUGUUCAGCUUUAGUAAACAUGGUGUUAAAAACAAUGCUUGCUGUCUAGUUUUAUCUAAUGAAUGAUUAAUAUUCCCCCAAAAAAUUGUUGGUAUAUAGACAAGAGUGAAAUUAUGUAUUUUUAUACCACACUCAAAAAUUAUAUAAACCAUAUCAGCUUUGCUACUAUGACCUGGUUUGUUUUUAUGAUAUGAUAUCUGAUCACUGAACUAGUUUGGCCAUCAUAUAUUUUAAUUCAGGUACAACUUAAAGGACGUCUAAAGAACUCUAAAGAUUAAUAAUAAUAAAAAUCUUCACACUUUU
Messenger RNA from Osmerus eperlanus (European smelt), 2135 nucleotides. Its product is annotated as histidine-rich glycoprotein-like. Bases 1 to 1533 code for a protein of 510 amino acids. Gene Ontology annotation, cellular component: plasma membrane. Gene Ontology annotation, molecular function: serine-type endopeptidase activity. NCBI's taxonomy places the organism in Eukaryota, Metazoa, Chordata, Actinopteri, Osmeriformes, Osmeridae. Gene Ontology annotation, biological process: zymogen activation. The record is from RefSeq and is a predicted model, not a curated record. The transcript is spliced from 4 exons.